Messenger RNA from Myotis daubentonii (Daubenton's bat), 4225 nucleotides. RefSeq names its product iodothyronine deiodinase 1 (gene DIO1). Gene Ontology annotation, biological process: thyroid hormone metabolic process. Lineage: Eukaryota; Metazoa; Chordata; Mammalia; Chiroptera; Vespertilionidae. The record is from RefSeq and is a predicted model, not a curated record. Gene Ontology annotation, molecular function: thyroxine 5'-deiodinase activity.
UGCUGCGUCUCUGUCCAUCAGCCUCAGAGCCAGCUCUGGCUGUGACAAGAUGGGGCUGCCCCAGCCAGGGCUGUGGCUGAAGAGGCUCUGGAUACUCCUGCAGGUGACCCUGCAUGUGACUUUGGGCAAAGUACAACUGAAACUGUUUCCCGGGAGAGUCAAGCAGCAUAUCUUGGCCAUGAACCGGAAGAACCCACACUUCUCCUAUGAUAACUGGGCUCCAACCCUCUUCAGCACCCAGUAUUUCUGGUUCAUCCUGAAGGUCCGUUGGCAACGACUGGAGGACAAGACUGAGGAAGGGAGUCUAGCUCCAAACUGCCCUGUGGUCCGCCUUUCAGGACAGAGGUGUCACAUUUGGGACUUCAUGCAAGGCAACAGGCCACUGGUGCUGAAUUUUGGAAGUUGUACCUGACCUUCAUUUCUUUUCAAACUUGACCAAUUCAAGAGACUUAUUGAAGACUUUAGCGCCAUAGCAGAUUUUCUCGUCAUUUACAUUGAAGAAGCACAUGCAUCAGAUGGCUGGGCUUUUAAGGACAACGUGGUCAUCAAGAAUCACCGGAACCUCCAGGACCGCCUCCAGGCAGCCCACCUGCUCCUGGACAGGAGCCCCCGGUGCCCUGUGGUGGUGGACACAAUGAAGAACCAGAGCAGCCAGCUCUACGCGGCGCUGCCCGACAGGCUCUACGUGCUCCAGGAGGGCAGGAUCCUCUACAAGGGUAAGCCUGGCCCUUGGAACUAUCACCCAGAGGAAGUUCGUGCUGUUCUGGAAAAACUCCGCAGUUAACCUGGACGCAUCCCCCAGUUCCAGUGACCAAGACGAAGGCUCCUCAAGGCUUGGCUCUCCCCCCAACCCAGCUGGCUUUUACCUCUUGACCUGUGUCUCAGUGGAAUUACUAGCUCAGAUUUUUCUGAUCUAAGCAAACAGUUGUUAUUAUCAGAAAAUGAAGCAGCCAGUGAGCUGAGUGUUAAAGAAUGUACAGCUCCACACUGUCUCCACUGUGGACACCACUUCACAGCAUGACGUCUGAGUAUGAGCAGUCGUCCUCUGGGUGUACUUCUCAAACGUGGUCUCUCCAGUUGCCCUAGUACCAAGUGAUUAGAUAUGGCAUCCCUUAAGUUAGGUAAAUGCAUUUUACCAAAUUUGUCAUUUAUGGAACUGAUUGAUAUUUAAGACACUACACUGGUUUUCAGACCCAAGCAUGCGAGAACUCCAGGUGUUUAGAGAGAGAUGAGGAAUUGAAAAAGGAGGGAGUAGGGAUGAGAGGAGACAGUAAAGAUGGUAAUCCUUUCCCUGCCAAAAAACUGAAACCAGUCAAUGGUGGUGGUGGUGAGGGGUGAGCUUCCAUGGUAAUGCAUCUCCAAUUCUACUGUAGAAGAGGUGGGUACUUACUUUACAAUCUUUGAAUAUAUUUCAUAGAAAUCUGGCUCUCUGUAUUCUGGAAUCUUCUACUAUCUUUACUUAUCAAUGGAGUCACUUGGGAGGGGGAGGGCUGGCUUCCCCAAAACAUUAUAACCUUGACCAAACUAGACAACAGGCACCAGCAAAGCUGUCGUUCAGUUAUGCAGAAGCUCAUACUUGAAGUUCUAUUUCUCAGAUUUUUUUUGCAAGUCUCUUAAUGGUCAUUUGUGUUCAGUUAUAUCAGACUAAUGGAUAACCAUUGGUACUCAUCUGUUUUAACUCUGCUUCUCUUCAUAUUUGUUUAUGACGGCCACAGCCUAAAGUACACACAGCUGUGACUUGAUUUGAAAAUAAAAUAUUUGAAGAUGUAGCAAGCUAAUACAGAAUGAUUAAAAUACAUGAGCCCAUUUGGGAUGGCUUCAGUGUGAUCUAUUUUCUUUUCCAAUUUGUGUCAGCCUGUUCUAUCUUUUAUGAUACCCCAAUGUGCAGUAAUCUGAUUCGCAAAAAUACCAUAUGCUGGAAGGGCCUCAUUUGAUGGGAAGAACACUCAGUCUCUGUGUUACAUGUCAAAUGUGGUUUUGUCUUAUGAACUCCCGAUAGAGAAUUUUUCCACAUUGGAAUCAAAAAACCUUCACAACGUGACAUAAAAGAAUGAACUUGGGAGACAUUCUUCUAAUAUGAAAACACAUUUUCCUUGGCCCUGCCUUAAUUACUACAAAGUUAAUAUUACUAAUGUGCUAUUUAGCCCUUUCUAAAAUAGCUAUUUUUAGUCACCUACCUAGACACCAGGGCUUUCAGAUAUGUUAUCUCAUUUGAUCUCUAUAUUAUCUCAAAGAGGAAACUUGUUAUCUCCAUUUUACUAGUGAGGAAAUCAAGGCUCAGCAUUAAGUAACUUGUGGAGGGUCUCAAAUUAGUAAGUAACAAGCUGAGAUUCGAACCCCAUCUCUAACUUCAGGGUCAGAGUCCUGGCUCUACUCCCUGCUAGCUGUGUGACUUGGUAUCUUGAGCUAUAAUGGGAUAUCAAUAGUGCCUACCCCAUAGAGAGGAUUCAUGAGUUAAGCACUCAGAACUGUGCCUGGUUUGAAUACAAUUCCAUGGAAGCAUUGGCCAUUAUUAUUAUUAUUAUUAUUAAUUAUUAUUUAUUAUUAUCAUCAUUGUUGUUCCACAACUGCCUCCUCGGGCUCCCUUUUAAGGGGUGAGGAGUGGAAAGAAGACAGAACAGUAGGGACACAAUAACAGUUCUUCAACUUGCCAAAGCAACUGUUCAAUACUGGCAGGAGUUUGUGAAGGCAAACUGAAAGGUGAGUAGCUGUGAAAAUGGUGGAACCAAAGCACCUCUGAGCACUGUCCUCCCUAAGUCUUAAGUUCACUUCUCAGAUGGUCUUCCAGUUCAUGGCUAUAAGUGCACAGAAACCUCCCAGUUUUCAACAAAUAGUAGCUGGAACUGAGGAAUUUACAGAAUUAUAAAAUAGACCCCAAGUGUUCCAAUUCAAUUCUCUUCAAUUCAAUGCAUCAGACAUCAAUUGAGCAUUGAGUCUUCUUUUCUGGGUGCUGAGUGAUGCAAAGGUGGACAAGGUCCAGCUAUCGUCUUCCAGAACCUUAACCUCAUGGGAUACCAGAUGUACACUGUGAUUACCAUAAUUCAAGGUGGAAUAUGAUGGGUUAGAGCUGAGGUAAAGACUAAAUGCUCGGGGAAUACAGAGGAGAGAAAUCCCUCUGAGCUGGCUGCACUUGGGAAAGCACUAUGGAGGUGGCGACCUUUGGGGUGCCCAAUGCUUCCAUAAUUUGGGAUGGGAACCUGGAGAACAUGGGAAGAGAUGGGCAUUUAAGUGGAGAACACUACAUGGGCAAAGGUGGAAAGUGAACAUGUGUAGAGGACUGCAAGAGGUUUGGGCUCAAUUUUAAUUCACAAUGAAGAAGGGCUUUUCUCUUUGAAGGUGAACCCUCUGGGUCUGGAUAACAAGAAUGAACCCAUUCUGCUUGGCUAAUAUUGUAAACUAUUGAUAAGUGAAUGAAGCUUUUUAUUAUUUCCUGUCUAGCUCCAGGUACAAUUUGCAGUCAGAACAUCAACUCUGUCUGCUUUUGACAGAUUUCCCCCCAGUUCACUUGUUCUCUGAAGGUGAUGUCCUUUGGGGUACCUGGCUUUGGGGGGGGGGGCAAUGAGCCCAUACCCCAUUCUGGCAGAUGCAAGACAUUGCCUUGUGUGCCUGACAGGAGGUCUAUAUCCCCAUGUGGAUGAAAGGGGCCACAUGCUGACCUGACAAGCUCAGGGAAGGCCUGCAUGGCCAUCUUGCAAACUCAGAGACCUAAAGUAACCACAAAGGAUGGUCUGAAAUUAAACGUUAACUAAAAGCAGUUAUGAUGGGUAGUCACCUCUUAGGCCGGUAUCUUCACUGACAAAAUCAACCUUUACCUUAACUGAGCCUAUCUGUCUUUUUGCAUCUAUGAUAACAUACCCUUUGAAAUGUCUGGGUAACUUGUAACUUCCUUUUUUCUGGACCCCUUGAGGCACAACCUAAGGUACUGGGAGCCAGGACAGAUACCACAAAUUCCUUCAUUAUCAUGUUAAUUGUUCCUGCACCCACCUAAGUAUCCAAUCCCAGGGGAUCCCCCCCCACCCCACCCCCACGCCUGCUUUGCUUUCUCCUGCCUCUCUAGUCUAUCACCAAUGGAUUUCAUGUAACCCACCUACGUCCCCUUCCUUUGAUUGCAAUGUAUAAAUACAGAUGUAACCAGCCAUUCUCUGGAGCAUUAUCUCAAUUCUCUGAGGUUCUGCUUCCUGGCAUAUGUCGAUGGUUUGGCUCAAAUAAACUCACAAAAAUUCUU